AUGCCUGUAGAAGUUCCAUACAAGCCCCAGAACACCCCCAUUUCCGAAAAGGUGAGCUUCAACGGCUCCGACUUCGUCACCUACUCCUGGAAGGUCCCUUCAGGCGUGGAGUACAAGGGUAAAAUCGUGUAUGUUCAUGGUUUCUUCGAGAACUCCGAGCUCUACAACGUUGCGUUUGACAAGUUGGUCAAUGACGGCUACGAAGUGUUCUUUUUCAGUCAAAGAGGUGCCCCCGAGACCUCUCCUGGCGAUCUUAUCGGAGACUCCAACGACUUCCAUUCCCACAACGACUUGGACUUUUUCAUCAAACGCAACCUCGAUGCCCGUACUGACAAGUCGGAGAAGUUGUUCUUGUCGGGACACUCCAUGGGAGGAGGCCUUCUCCUUGACUACGGUAUCAAAGGCAAGUACCUUGACGACAUCAGAGGUAUUGCUGUGACGGCACCAUUGACAACCGUACACCCAAAGACCAGUCCUAGCGCUCCUGUGUUCUACUCAGCCAAGUUGUUGAGCAAGAUUUUGCCAAAGUUCAAGUUCGAUACCAAGAUCCAAACGCAGUACAUCACUCAUGAUAAGAAGUGGGCCAAAUACGUGGCCGACACCACCCCCAAGAUGGUGGGAACCUUGAAGUACUUGGACGACUUCAUCUCCAGAGGCCAGGGGCUUCUUAAGAAGGAACAUGCUGCCAAGUUCACCACCAAGGUGCCUUUGUUUGUGGCCCAUGGUAAUGCCGAUUUCAUCAAUGAUCUCGAGGGUACCAAGAAGUUUUUCUCGCUUUUGGACAAAAAUGUCGAGAAACAGUUGUUUGAGGUUGAAGGAGGCUUCCACUCGUUGUUGCUUGAGGCCCCCGACUAUUUUGACCCUACAUAUGAGGCUUUGAUCAAGUUCCUCAGCACCCACUAA
Molecule: messenger RNA, 903 nt
Organism: Suhomyces tanzawaensis NRRL Y-17324
Lineage: Eukaryota; Fungi; Ascomycota; Pichiomycetes; Serinales; Debaryomycetaceae
Product: acylglycerol lipase
Exons: 1
Coding region: 1-903 (300 amino acids)
Cellular component (GO): membrane
Molecular function (GO): lipase activity
Source: RefSeq, a predicted model, not a curated record